CCAAGCCAAAAGGUUGUGCGCCUCGCAGCAAUAGCAGCAGCAACAGCGAUAGGAGCAACAGGAGCAACAGCAACAGGAGCAACAGCAACAGCAGCACGGCAGCAACAUCAACAGUUGAGCAGUUCAAUUGAAUGCUGCUGCAACUAGCCAACGUGCAACAAGUCAACAAGGACAACACUUUUUUUUCAAAGUGCCAAAAAAAAAAUGUGUGUUUGUGUCGAAUUACAGUAACAUGUACAAGAGUAUUUAUUUAUUUUUCGUGAACCGUAAAGAAAUGCAAUAGUUAUCCGAGCACCCCCAUCGAAUCACUCAAACUACCUGAAAGCAGUCACGGAAGUACAACAAAUGAGAAAAUACUUUGACCUGAUCUACUCAUCAUACAUAAUAUAUUGACCAUAAUAAACCAUUAAGCCGUACUCUGAGGACCUGACAAACAACAGAUGCUUUAACAUUGAUCACAAAGAAACCGCAGAUGUCAGGGUGAUUUUAAAUGACAAAACCCAAGGAGAAGAAAUCAUAAGCCAAAAAGGUAAUCAAAACCGAGGAAACCGAGCUCAAACGAGGCAGAAAGCAAUUGAGAAGACAAAAUCAUCAUUGUAUCUCUGUGUCUCUGUGUGUGUAGCAAAACCAAUCAGUCAGUAUCCCUCUCCAAACAAACAAAAUAAAACCCCCGACCCAUUAAAUGUUAAAGAAACCUAAUCACCGCACUAUCGCUUAGUCGAAAACCCCGAAAUUCAAAUAUAAACAAUUGGUGAAAAAAAGAAAACUAAAAAAUACGGCGGCGAGGGAGAGGAUAUAAGUCGGCGUAAAACAAAAAAAAAAAGGACGAGGCCGUAGGAGCGGCUGCCGAACAAAAGGAUACCGCUCACUUUCGAGGAUCGGCGGGCGAAACUGCCACAGAAACCAGAACAUGCGCCAUGUCAAAACUGCGGCAUUACCGGUCCAUGGAUCAGCCCUGCAGCAGCAGCUCCGUGGUCAUACGCAAAAAGACUAUGACAGCCAUUUGCUUUGUGUGCAACCUGCCCAUCAUGUCGCACCAGGUGGGUUUGGUGUGGCAGGGCGGCAACGGCUGGGACGAUCUUGUGCGCGAACAGCUGGAGGAGUCCACCAUCCGGCAGCGGCUGGGCGGGCGGCGGGACUCGGCGGCGCAGAUCACGACGCCGCCGAGCACCUCGCCGCCGCCGGGCCUGCAGCGUCGGCGGCGCAGCUCGCUGGCCCAGCUGACGGACAUCCUGCGCGAGUGGAGCGGCGGCACCAAGCAGCAGCACCACCAGCAGCAGCAACAGCAGCAGCAGCAGCUGCAGCAGACGUCCCGCUCCAAGGCGCAACUGAAUCGCCGGGAAACGCUGGCGGACCUGGCCAGGAGUCUGCCAUGGCGCACCUCCACCACCGCGGAUGCGAGCACGGGGGCAAGUGGUGGCGCCUGCACCACCUACAUGGCGCCACGCAAGCGGCGGGAAUCCUCCGCGGAUUCCGGCAUCCGGAGCAUGCGAUCGCGCCGCGACUCCAAUACCGCCGAGUUCGUUCGACACUGGAACAGACGUGAAAGCGGGGCAGUUGAGGAGCAGUCCAGCAGCUGUGUCGUCGUGCCCGUCGUCGUCGAGUGCUCUAAAAGCGCAUCCCGUCGCGGAUCCGGCGAGAGCUACCUGUCCGGCAGUCGCCGUGAUAGCAACGUGGCCGGGCGGGUGACCACGCCCCCGCCGCCGGGCAAGUACCAAAUGGCCAAGAAGCGCGACUCCCUGGCCGCCCCGGAGUUCCCCAACUUCCGGCAGGAGCAGCGCCCCUCCACCAGCUCUGCCGGCUCCUGCUCCGAUCACUCCCAGCCCCUGAUCUCGCAGCACUCGAGCACUCACCACCUCCACCUGGCCCACCAGCAGGUGGACACCGCCUGCCAGGCCCUGCCGCCGCCGAUGAUCAUCACCAGUUCGGUGACGCCGCCGGCGACGAGUCCGACGGCGCCCAAGGGCCGCCGCGAUUCGCAGACGCAGUGCGGCAGGGUGAAUCGCCGCGACUCCAAGGCGGGCGUUAGUCCGGAGCGGGCGCCACGCCUCCAGCGGCUGCAGCGCCAGGCCACCGCCUUCGACGAGGGCUGCCUGCCCGGCGGAGGCGGCGGCGGCACCGGCAGCAGGCGUGGCUCUCAGCCCGCCCUCAGCCCCGAUCCGCCGGACGAUUGUGGGGAGCGGCGCACCUCGCGCCGCGAUUCCCUCUCACCGGACAGCGCCUCGCGCGGCGGCCGCCGGGACUCGAGGACCCAUCUAUCGCCGGACCGGAGUCACGAGCGGGACGGCAGUCCGCGGCGGCACACGCUGCGCCGGCAGAGCAGCUCGGCGGCCCGCUCGCCCAGGUCGCCGGACUCCAACAGCUGCUGCUCCUCGCGCGAUCCCAGUCCCUGUUCAAGGCCACAAACGCAGACCACCGUGGAGCAGAAUCAGCGGCCAGCCAUCCGCAGGCAGUCGACCACCGAGGAGAUCCUCAUCGCCAGAGGAUUCCGGAGACAGUCCACCACCGAGGAGAUGAUCCGCUGCCGGAACUUUCGGCGACAGAGCUCCCAAAGCGACGACGUCUGUCGUUAUCGUGGCAGACGCGACUCCUCGGCGCAGAUUAUCGAUGGAACCAUCGGCACCAUGACCGUGGAGACGACCAGUACGUUUUUCGACUCCAGCACCCAGACAGAACCAUCGCCGCUGUAUGAUAACAAUCAUUAUCAUGAGGAGUGCCUGCGCUGCAAUUCCUGCGGGCUGAACUUAACUGGGCCCAACCAGAAACGGGCCAGGAGAUUCAAGAACCAGAUCCUGUGCGACCUGCAUUUCGCGGACGUGGCCCUAAUGGAGUGCUCCGAUUUCAUGCAGCAGCUGCGGAGCUUCAAGCCGCAAUCUUUGGGCUGCGCGGUGGCCAGGCGCAAAAGUUCCACGACGCUGAUAUUCCCGCUGCCACCGCAAGCUUGCUCAGAUGAGUUCUGCGAGGAGUAUCCGCACAACCUGAUGCCAACGCCUGGCUACUGGAUUGAGUGCUCCCGCCAGAAGAUCACCAUGCCCACCCCGCACACCAUUUGGGACGAGAGCGACUCGGAGCACGAGGAUAUCCGGGCAGGAAGUGCCAGCGAUGCCUAUCUGGAGCGCGAGUGCAGCGACCUCUACGAGGACGACGAGGACUCCGAGGCCACGCCCAGUCCGCGAAAGAAGACCACCAUCGAGGAGCAGUGGGACCAGCAGGGCGCCUUCGAACUGAUCUCCGUGGAGCAGGAGACGUACGAGAAGUACUUCUACGGCACCGAGCACUGGAACUACUUCACCAGCGACGAGGACCUGGGUCCGGUCAUCCUGUCCAUCAAGCAGGAGACGCUCAACGGACGGGAUCAGUUCCGCAUCCUAGUGCGCGCUGGAUCCUACACGGUGCAUGGACUGAUACCGGCGUCCUGUGUGUUUGCCGAUAGAUAUAAUCGCGAAGAAGUAGUUAGAUCUUUAGGUAAAGAAGUUAAUUUAAAUCCACCUUUAACGUUAGGACAAUUACCCGACACGCCAGAGGAAUUAUUAAAAUUAGAUCAGGUUUUUAUAAAAUCAGAGUUAAAAGUAGGCGUCAUAUUUGUCAAAGAGGAUCAAUAUACCGAAGAACAAAUUCUGGACAAUAAUGAAAAUUCACCGCUCUUCGACGAGUUCCUCACGCUGCUGGGCGAUCGAGUUCGGUUGCGCGGAUUUGAUAAAUACAAAGGUGGCCUUGAUACGGUGCACGACCUAACAGGUCUCUUUUCCGUCUACACGAACUGGCGCAACAUCGAGAUCAUGUUCCAUGUAUCCACGUUGCUGCCCUAUGAGAAGCAUGAUCCGCAGAAGCUCCAGAGGAAGCGACACAUCGGCAACGACAUCGUCUGCGUGGUUUUCCUGGAGGCGGAUAACACCCGCUUCAGUCCCGCCUGCAUCAAGAGCCACUUCCUGCACACAUUUAUACUGGUUCGCGUGUCGGCCAGAAUAAAACACAAGCCAACGCGAUACGAGGUGUCCGUGGUGACUCGCGACGAGGUGGGUGCCUACAAACCCUACCUGUGGGAGCAGUCCGUGUUCGAGAAGGGACCCAUGUUCCGAGAAUGGCUGCUGACGAAGAUCGUGAACGGGGAGAGGGCAUCGUAUUCGGCACCGAAAUUCGCAAGGAUGCAGGAGCGGACGCGAUCGCAGAUGCUCGAGGAUCUGGUGAUGAAUCUAUCGAAUCACGCUGAAACCGGACAGAUACCGAAGCCAUAUAGACGCGGCAGUUGGCGACCCAUCGGUCACAUGAGACCCUCUUCGCCGCUACUCGAUUCCGUUCGCGAUCAGUUCGAGGACUACGACCAGCUGGCCAAGGAUUUCACCCGCGUAUUCCUGAACGAAGAACCAUCGUGCCUGACCAACUCCCAUCUAUUCGAUGUCGUCUUUCUGGUCGGCCAGUCAAAGCAAAAGGCACGAUUUAUCGGAGUUCGGGCAAUCCUUGGAGUGCGCAGUCGUGUAUUUCAGGAAAUGCUGUAUGGCAUUCAGACGGGAUUCGGAUCACCGCAGAUUCCCGUGGCUGAGAUCUUCGCCCGGCCAGCUCCAUCGCUGGUAUCGCCGCAGAACCAGAAGCCCAAGAGCAACAACUACCUGACCGUUCCCGAUUCCGAUUCCAUCCGACCGAAAAGCGUUCCAUCGUCGCCGAUGGUGAAGCGGGCCUUUUCACGGCUGGGAACAAUUACGGCCGGAUGGGGCAGGUCCAUAAGGAACAAGAACACCAACCAGCUGAAUCCGGAUGACAAGAAGAAGUGGAUAUCGUCGACAGAUUGUUCGAACAGGGACAGCAAGGACAAGGAUAAGGAUAAGCCGGGCAACAACCAGCUGGCCGUGCCACGCCUCUCCGUCUGCGCCGACGCCCAAAAGGUCGACCGCGCCAAGUUGGCCCAAACCGAGUUCAACAUCAUCGAGUUCGAUCCGGACACAUUCCGCGUUCUACUCGACUAUCUGCACACGGGCACCUGUCCGCUGACCUGCGUCUCCAUACCAGGUCUGCUGUGUGCCGCGGAGCACUACGACCUGCCGGAGCUGCUGCAGGCGUGCUUCCAUCACUGCAAGCAAUUUCUGCGCAUCGAGGUGGUCUGCCCGAUGCUCAUCUCGCUGGAGAACUACUACUGGCGCUACACAUCCGCCUCCGAGCUGGUCAACAUGAUCCUGUCGUUCGUGGAGAGCAAGGCGCACUCGCUGUUCAAGUGCCCAGAAUUCCUGCAUCUGUCGGAGUCGAUGGUGCAGAUGAUCAUGUGCCGGGAGCUGCAGACGCCCGAGAUUCGCAAGUUCGAGGCGAUGCUGGCGUGGGCCCAGCACAAGGUGGGCAAACUGAAGAACCAUCCGAACAAGGACACCCAGUUCGAGUUCGAGUGCAUUAUGGAGCGGCUGACGCGCGAUCUGAACCUGUGCCGGAUCUCGCCCAGUGAACUGCUCACGGUCGUCCUGCCCUCCAAGUCAAUGAAGAACGAACGCAUCAUGGAGACGCUCAUGGUGCAGGUGAAUCUGGGCACAUACCGGAUGCCCGAGUUGGAUGCGUACCGUCAGCAGUUGCGCCAGCAGGAGUCCGCCGAGGCCACCAUCCAGGUCCACCGGGCCAGUGCCCAUUCAAAUCACCAAAGCCACCCGCCACCUAUCGAUGCCCGUGCCUAUGCCAUGGCCUCCUUGGCCGCCGCCCUCGAGAUGCAGCAGAAUCAGCCACACGAUGACGCCGACAUGGAGGUGGAGCUGUAUGCCAGCUUCGACAAUGCCCCGAGUACGAGUCGCGUGGCCGCCCAAAUGCAGGCCGCCAAGGAGGCGCGCCGCAAAAGAUGGGCGGCCGAUGGCGCCAGCGGGAGCAGCGGCGACGGCGGAUGUGCCAGCGGCAGCAGCGGUCGACGUUACUAAAUCCAGUGUGACUGAGUUUUGACAUUGUAAGCCUACCUUUUUAGAAAUUGGCCUUAAGUGAGUAGAAUUUAAAUAAAAAAAGCAGCUUAAGCCCGUUGGGAAUUAUAGCGUUGCAGAAGCAAAACACUUUUUUAUUUGAGAACCGAUUCUAAACAUUAAAGUCAACAUUUUUCUUAAAAAUACAAAUAUAAUGUAAAAAAAUUAAUUUUUAUGGCGAAUUUCUAAAAUGUGGUUUUAGCUUUGUUUUGAAUAUAAUGAGUGAAUGGGAACAGUGAUUGGGGGAGGCAUUGUUUUUUUACCUAACAUUUAAGUUCAGAUAGGAUACAACAUUUUUUUUUUUAAUGCACUUAUUUUAAACAAAUAAAAGCAUUUCACAAUACACUUCAAUUGUGUUGGGUCACAAAUUUUUGUUUUUUGUGUUUUAAAUGUUUUAAAUAAAAUAAAUAGCUUGAUAGUAACCUCAAGUUAAAUCUUAAUGCUUUGGCGCCCGCGGAUGGAUAUUUUUCAUUUAUUAUGUAACGUUGAACGUUGUUAAUUUUGCAGAAGGACCAAAGUGAAGAUUUUGGAAAUUAUAUUUUCAUACCUAGAUAGAUUUUUGGUACUUAUCGAAUUUGUAUGGUUACUUUCCAUUCUUAGAUAGGUAUUUGAUUAUUGGCAAUUAUCGAAUUUUCUAAAAAUGCUGCCCAUCACUGUGUGAGUGUGUGAAUGACCUUGUGUGCUUGUCUUUUUUUUUAAUCCGUUUAACCCACCGCUCGUGAAGGCGCCCAAACCAUCCAAAUCGAAACUGACAUUGUUAACUCUUACAUUCACCCCGGAAUGACGAGAGCCCCCGAUUUUUGGGGGAAAUAGAGAGAGCGGAGGGAGACGGCGGCCCAAAAUCCCACCCCCUCCCGCCCCCUCCCUCUACGAAAACAAAAAAGAUAAUGGUGGAGCAGCCAGGCAAAGCAUAAGCAUUUUCGACAAGUAUUACCCAAACAUAUAAUAUAUAUGUGUACGUUGUAUGAUCGUCUUAAGAAGGAAUGUGUAGACUAGUCUGUUAAGGAACCACUGUGGCAUUCGAUUUUUGAUACCCACACAAUCGAAGAAAACCAAAAAAAAAUAAAAAACAAAAAAAAAAUACAGCAAGGAAAAAGCUUUGCAAAAAAAAGUGAAAAACCGGAAAAGAAAACAAAAAACAAACGCUUACUGAUGUAAAACAAAGACUUAAAACAAAAAAAAAACCAAACCAAAUUAAAAUGAAUAUAAACCAAUUUUUUUAAUCAACGUUAUUGAACAAUGUAAGCAGAACAAAACUCCUUUCACCCUUUUCCAGCUCCCUCAAUAAAAACCAUUUUAAUAACUAAGAAACUAUAUAUGAUGUACUUAAAUGUUCAAGAGAAUUGCAAGCAUAAUCUAACUGUUUAAAGACGUUUUUUUGUAUUGUCUGUUAAUUUGUUACUACCAAAAAGGGCAAGAAAACAUACAUAAAUAAGUAUCUACAUUUCAAGACAAGUUGGCUUGUUCUCCUGUACAUUAAACACACGGUAACUAUAGUUAUACUUAACUGUAAAGUAACCAAUUCUUGCUAUUACAAGAAAAGAGAGAGUCCAGUAAACCAGAAAUACCGAUACAUAAGUGCAAUAUCUAAGUGUAUGUUUGUAUAACCAUUGAAGUACUUGACCUAAGAACAUAUGAAAAAACCUAUAAGAAGAGAUUACAACCGAAAAAAAUCCCUAAAAACCUGAAGAAAAAUCCAAAACCAAGUAACCCAUGUGUUAAAAAAAAGGUUCAUUAAUAAUCCGAAAAAACAGCAGAAUUUUUUUAGGAAAGACAAAUAUUAUCCAAGUAAGAGUUCCCGCAAAUACCACAGUGUAACACAAAAAAAAAAGUGAAAAAUAAGAAGCCAAAGUAAAGAUCGUUUUGUAAAUCCCCUGGGAAAUGAGUCAAUCCCUAACUAUAGUUUGUGUGCCCAAAACCACAUCUCCACCCAGACAAAAACAGCAUUUUAUUUUGUAAUUUACCUAAGGGACUUGCUUUUGCCCUUCGUGAAUUCUUCAGUUGCCACAAAAAGCCCAGUUUUUUUUUAAUCAAUAAAAGUAGACAAGGCAAAAUCUGAUGCAACAAGAAAACUAAAUGUAAACGGCAGCAUUUCCAAAAGGGUUUCACUUAAAUGUUCAAAGACGCAUAUAUCAAAAUUCAAUGUCUAAACUGUACAACCAUGUUUAUCAAAUGUCUGGCAGGUCAUACAUACAUAUGUAAGCAUAAGUGUAAGCAAUUAAAAUGUAAAACCCUAAAAACGCAAACAGGCAAAGAAAAAAA
Messenger RNA from Drosophila elegans, 8183 nucleotides. RefSeq lists its product as uncharacterized. Gene Ontology annotation, molecular function: GTPase activator activity; protein binding. Lineage: Eukaryota; Metazoa; Arthropoda; Insecta; Diptera; Drosophilidae. The record is from RefSeq and is a predicted model, not a curated record. The transcript is spliced from 20 exons. Gene Ontology annotation, cellular component: cytoplasm. Gene Ontology annotation, biological process: regulation of small GTPase mediated signal transduction; activation of GTPase activity. The coding region runs from base 918 to 5885 and encodes 1655 amino acids.